Messenger RNA from Trematomus bernacchii (emerald rockcod), 2281 nucleotides. Its product is annotated as probable serine/threonine-protein kinase DDB_G0268078. The transcript is spliced from 5 exons. Gene Ontology annotation, cellular component: autophagosome; cytoplasm. NCBI's taxonomy places the organism in Eukaryota, Metazoa, Chordata, Actinopteri, Perciformes, Nototheniidae. Gene Ontology annotation, molecular function: protein serine/threonine kinase activity; ATP binding. The record is from RefSeq and is a predicted model, not a curated record. Gene Ontology annotation, biological process: autophagosome organization; peptidyl-serine phosphorylation; protein autophosphorylation. The coding region runs from base 106 to 1827 and encodes 573 amino acids.
ACAGAGAGAAGCAACCCUGUUCCCUCUUGUUCAGACCUGACAUAGCUGCUUGCACUCCACAGCAGGAGUUUCUCUUCAGAGCAGGAGUUUCUCUUCAGUAGAAAGAUGGCAUACUCCACCGGAACAAUCGCAAAAGGCUGUUUUGGGAAGGUCUACAAGCAGAAGUACAACGAUACCUGGGCUGCUAUAAAGAAAGUCCCGCAACACCUCAUCAGACAGCACGACCUGGAGAGAGAGAGUGAAGUGUACAAGAAGGCAAAUCAUCCAAAUAUUGUGAAGCUACUGGGGAAAAUAAAUCUCAAAGACGGAAAAUGGAUUAUUCCUUUAGAGUUUAUCUUUGGAGAAGACUUGGAGACCACCAUCUUUAAAGCAUCACAGUCUAAAAUACAGUUGACUCCGUCUAUCAAAGGAACUAUCAUCACCGGCAUGUGUGAAGGGCUGCACCACCUUCACUCCAAAGAUAUUGUCCAUCAAGACCUCAAGCCUGAAAACAUCAUGGUGGAACAUGACACAAACAGAGCGGUCAUCAUCGACCUGGGAUUGGCUAAGUUCUUCCGGUAUGGUCAAAACUCUGCCAUAGACAUGGGGAAUGAGGCGUACUCUGCCCCUGAGGUUCUGCAGAGGGGCAGUCAGAGGGACCAGCGCUCAGACGUGUGGGCCAUGGGUAAAAUCAUCGCCGAGCUCUGUGCCCGGGUCCGGCUGUACACGCCCAGCGUCUGUCCAGCUAAGAUCAACGAUAUCCUGAAGGAUCAGCCUUACUGCCAUGUUGUGUGUAGGAUGGUGGAUCCCGACCCUACUCUGAGAGCCUCCAUGGGUGGGGUCAUGAGUGAGAUAAAAAGGGUCGGAGGUCCAGGCAUUAACCCCGUUAAAAAAGAUUACCUUAAGCCAGCAACACCUCACAUCAGUGUCGGAAAACUGUCUCCAGCACCUGGUCACAGAGGUGCAUCUCCAAUGAACAGAGAUCCAUCUCCAGUGAACAGAGACCUAUCGCCAAUGAACAGAGACCCAAACCCAAUGAACAGACACCAACAGCCAAUGAACAGAGGCCUAUCGCCAAUGAACAGAGACCGAACCCCCAUGAACAGAAACCCAUUGCCAAUUAACAGAGACCUAUCGCCAAUGAACAGAGACCCAAACCCAAUGAACAGACACCAACAGCCAAUGAACAGAGGCCUAUCACCAAUGAACAGAGACCCAACCCCCAUUAACAGAAAUCCAUUGCCAAUUAACAGAGACCUAUCGCCAAUGAACAGAGACCCAAACCCAAUGAACAGACACCAACAGCCAAUGAACAGAGACCUAUCGCCAAUGAACAUACACCAACAGCCAAUGAACAGAGACCUAUCGCCAAUGAACAUACACCAACAGCCAAUGAAAAGAGACCUAUCGCCAAUGAACAUACACCAACAGCCAAUGAACAGAGACCUAUCGCCAAUGAACAGGGCUCAAACACAGUUUAACAGAGAUCCACACAACAGGGAGAAAUCGCCGCUGAAAUGGGAGCGCUCACCGAAACCAGAGUUCAAAGCUCCGCCUCCUCGAGCAGCAAUGCCCCUUCCUCCUUCCCCUUAUAGGACGGAGGACAAGAACAAAAACCAGGGUCUGGUCCCGACAGGCAGAACUGAGCGCACCGAAGACCUCAUGAAAGGGAAGUUUUUCGAAGGUGCUGCACAUAACCUGCCCAGCAACCUGCCCACAACAGGAAGGGUGGUGAUGCAGCGCUUUGAGAUGAAAAACGGGGAGGUUGAAUCAUGGGAGCAGAAGGAGGUGGUGACUGAGGGUGGACAAAUAGUCAAGUUUGGUGAUGUCAAGUUUAAUAGCAAGUAAGAAUAAAGGGAUUUCUUAUUUGGCAGAUAAUGUAGCUCCUAUAAAAGGAUUGAAUGUGCUGGUUCAACGAUUAGUGCAGGGUCACCAAGCUUUUGGUAUCUUUUUAAGAGAGCAUGUUAAAUACUUUUCCAAUGAGUCAACAUGUAAACUGAGAUGAAACUACAGUGGGUGCUUGUUUUUUUGCACACAUGAAGACGAAAAUGAAAAUAAAUGAUAGGUUGAAAUGGUUUUGAGGAGACAUAGAGAAAGGGCUUUGGUUCUGCUGUAACAAGUUAUUCAGCCAUGUUAGGAAUUUGUUUGAUAUCUAAUUUACUUGGCAAGAAAAAGAUAUCUGCAGGCACGAACAACCAUCUGUGAAUGUUUUAUCAGUAUCUGAAUGCAUAACACUGUGAACAUGGCUCGUACAUUAUGUGUAUGGUUUUGUAUAUAAAUAAAUCCCUAUAUCUCAAUUACA